AGAAGACAAAGACACAACAGCAAAUUCAAAACUCGAAAACUCAAAGAUUUGGACUCUGGAACACCCUCACCACCCCCAACAAAAAUGGUGUUCAACAGCCUGGCAGUGUUAACAGUAGCCCACGUUUCAGCCGACGCAUGGCAAUCAGCUUCAUGCAUACCAACUCAGGAGCGACUCAGCAGCCAGCAGCUAUUAGAUCUUGUGUGUUGUUUGCCUUUACAGCAACUGGGUCGUUUUGCCCUUUGUCUUUGGACCUUUCUGUGCCUUCCUCCUCCUGACUCUUUCUACUCUUACUCCACUUACUAUGACUCUUCUGACUCUGACUAUUAUGUUGAUGAUCAUGGUGAUGGCGCUUCUUCAUCCUCCACCGUUGAUCUUGAUGACUACUACUAUCACCCCCAUUCUGAUUGAUCAUGAAGAUGGUUUCUUGGAUAGCCUUUUGGCUGUGUAACAGUGUUAGAGCUUAAUUGGAAGCCUUCAGGAGGAGAUGAUUGCUCAGCUAGUUUAGGCAUCUUGGCUAGUCAUUUUAAGGGUCAAUUCAAUGAGGGGAGGAAAGUUUCUUUGGCAGUAAGAUAACUUGGAGAACUCUGUUCUGAGUUAGCUUCCCUUCUAUGUUUCACGGUGUGUUUUGGGAGUAUUAUAUCCCUACAGCUGAGCCUCUGAUCUCUAGAAAUUUGAUUCUGGUAUGAUUAUAUCUGCAAAUCAUGACAAAUUUGCAAUUCAUACUAGAAAAAGUAUAUGUGAAUAUUACAUUUCAGGUUUUUUGCUUGGAUUACUUUGUUUGAAGUAGUUACAUCUAAAAUCAUGUAACAUUCGCCCCCCUUACACGUGUAAAGUACCUCUUGUCUUUAAUGAGAAUUA
Pistacia vera is the source of this 861-nucleotide messenger RNA. RefSeq lists its product as uncharacterized. The record is from RefSeq and is a predicted model, not a curated record. NCBI's taxonomy places the organism in Eukaryota, Viridiplantae, Streptophyta, Magnoliopsida, Sapindales, Anacardiaceae. The transcript has 2 exons. The coding region runs from base 85 to 411 and encodes 108 amino acids.